Molecule: messenger RNA, 1935 nt
Organism: Neodiprion fabricii
Lineage: Eukaryota; Metazoa; Arthropoda; Insecta; Hymenoptera; Diprionidae
Gene: Pop2
Product: CCR4-NOT transcription complex subunit 7
Exons: 7
Coding region: 300-1205 (301 amino acids)
Cellular component (GO): CCR4-NOT complex; P-body; CCR4-NOT core complex
Molecular function (GO): poly(A)-specific ribonuclease activity; nucleic acid binding
Source: RefSeq, a predicted model, not a curated record
AUAUAUUAUUGUCACCGGGAGUCGUGUGGGUCUGGAUUAAUAUUUGGUGUGCAUCAGUGGUAUAUUUGUGAAAAAGAUAACGUUAACACCGCAAUUCCCCCACGCACAGGUUAGUAUGUUCACCUGAGUAAGUGAUCUAGCGCGUAUUCGUGGACAGUCGAAGUGCAGUCGAGGUAUUCAGGCCAGAACGCGAACAUCCGGGCAUUCAGUUUCGUGAUAUGAAGACUGCAGAGCUGUGAUUGACGCUGGAGCUUCGGUAGAGAUCGACCUUUAACAGGAGGAGGAAUAACGUUAACCUUAUGCCAUCAGCUACUGGUGGAACUAAAGCUGCAGGGCUGUUGAAGGGAGGGGGUAUGCCCAGUAAUGAAGAAUGUGGAAUCCGCGAUGUAUGGGGGCACAACUUGGACGAAGAAUUCCGAACGAUUCGCCAAGUUGUGCAACAAUUUCAGUACGUCGCUAUGGAUACGGAAUUUCCUGGUGUUGUCGCUAGGCCCAUAGGUGAGUUCAGAACAAGUGCCGACUACCAAUAUCAAUUGUUGCGGUGCAACGUUGACCUUCUAAGGAUCAUACAACUCGGUCUCACGUUUCUGGACGAAUCUGGUAACACACCUGGUGGCAGUUAUACGACAUGGCAAUUCAACUUUAAAUUCAAUCUACAGGAAGACAUGUACGCGCAGGACAGUAUAGACAUGUUGCAAAACAGCGGUAUUCAAUUUAAGAAACACGAAGAGGAAGGUAUCGAUCCUCUAGAUUUCGCCGAGCUUCUUAUGACCUCGGGGAUAGUUCUUGUCGAUGAUAUUAAAUGGCUUUCUUUUCACUCUGGAUAUGACUUUGGAUAUUUACUGAAACUGCUCACUGAUCAAAAUUUACCUCAGGAAGAAAGCGAAUUCUUUGAACUUCUUAGGAUAUACUUUCCAACAGUUUAUGACGUCAAAUAUUUGAUGAAGUCGUGCAAGAACUUGAAAGGUGGCUUACAAGAAGUCGCCGAACAACUGGAACUGCAACGUGUUGGACCGCAACAUCAGGCAGGGUCAGAUUCGCUACUAACUGGCAUGGUAUUCUUCAAAAUGCGCGAGAUGUUUUUCGAGGACAAUAUCGACGAUGCGAAAUAUUGUGGACAUCUUUACGGCCUUGGUACGUCGUUCGUUGUCAACGGUUCUGGCGGUUAUCUAGACAGUAACGGAGACAAUUCAUCUUCCUCGUAAUAGAUUGUACUUCAUCGCAAUGAAAAUCUGGGUCCCGAUCAAGUACAGGCAAUCUAAUAUGUACGCUCUGCUAUACAUGUAAACAAUUCUGAAAAGUCUGCGAAAAAAGGCUAAGACCGACUCAUGUGACACCGUAUAUAAAUAUAUGUAGAUUUUUACACUGAAGCUACAAUUACAGGUAAAAAAUAUUGAAAAUUCAUUUCAAAAAUUGUAAAAAAAAUUCGUCGUCUCGAACGUAGGACGGGUUUGAUACAGGAACGGAAAUAAAACAAAGUGCUAUUUGUUAAACAUUGUUAUACAGACUGUUCAUAACAAUUUACAAGAUAAUAAUUAAAAAGAAAUUAUAAUUAAAAGGAAAAGUUUAUAGAUAUUUAAUAGUAAUGCAUAAGUGCUCACUCAUUCAUUCAUUGGUAGUUGGUGUCGUUGGCUCGUCCUAAAUAUUUAAUUGCUCAUUGUCAAUGCCAAUUUAUGUUUAAAAAAACGUUCAAUUUAAAAGAGAAAUUAUUAAUUUAACGCAUAUGUUAUGUUAUUGACGUCGUUUGGCGAAAAUUUUAAUUUCUUUUUGCUAGAUCCAUCAUGUAACCGAACGCCAACUGUAGCCUUGGUAUACCUACCUCAGGGUCUCCGCGUAAGACGCGGUUUUCGAUACAAGGUCGCAACACUAUAUGAAUUUUUGUUGAAAUGAAAAGAAAAAAAAACAAGAAAAGAGACUUACCACCGAAUUCUCUUU